CUGAGCUGUGAAAUGGCUGAGACCAAUAUCUCGGUGGAUCAGGACCAGUUCAGCUGUUCAAUCUGUCUGGAUCUACUGAAGGAUCCAGUGACUAUUGACUGUGGACACAGUUACUGUAUGGCCUGUAUUAAGGGCUGCUGGGAUCAGGAUGAUCAUAUUGGUGUCUACAGCUGUCCGCAGUGCGGACAGACCUUCACCCCAAGGCCUGUUCUGGGCAGAAACACCAUCCUGGCUGAAGUGGUGGAGAAACUGAAGAAGACAGGACUCCAAGCUGCUCCUCCUGCUCACUGUUACGCUGGACCUGGAGACGUGGCGUGUGAUAUCUGUACUGGGAGAAAGUGCAAAGCCAUCAAGUCCUGUCUGGUGUGUCUGGCAUCUUUCUGUGAAACUCACCUCCACCCUCACUAUAAAUCUCCUCCUCUUAAGAAACACAAACUGGUCAAAGUCACUGGAAACCUGCAGGAGAAGAUCUGCUCUAAUCAUGACAAACUGUUGGAGGUUUUCUGUCGUAGCGAUCAGCAGUGUAUCUGUCUGCUGUGUGUGAUGGAUAAACACAGAGACCAUGAUACAGUCUCAGCUGCAGCAGAAAGGACUGAGAAACAGAAGCAGCUGGGGGCGAUACAGAGUAAAUUCCAGCAGAGAAUCCAGGAGAGAGAGAAGGAGCUGCAGGAUCUGAGACAGGCUGUGCAGUCACUCAAGUGCUCUGCACAGACAGCAGUGGAGGACAGUGAGAGGAUCUUUACUGAGCUGAUGCGCUCCAUUAAAAGAAGGCGCUCUGAGGUGAAAGAGCUGAUCAGAGAUGAGGAGAAGGCUGAAGUGAGUCGGUAUGAGGGACUCCUGGAGCGACUGGAGCAGGAGAUUGCUGAGCUGAGGAGGAGAGAGGCUGAGCUGGAGCAGCUUUCACACACAGAGGAUCACAUCCAUUUCCUCCAGAGCUGUCAGUCCCUCUGUGUCCCUCCUGGACCUGGAGACUUACCCAGCAUCACUGUCAGUCCAAACGUCUCUUUUGAGGCUGUGAGGAAAUCUGUUUCUGAACUGAAAGAGCGACUGGAGGAUGUUUUCAAGGUGGAGUUCAAAGUUUGUGGAAGAGUGGAAGAAGUCUCUGUUCUAGAGCCCCAGACCAGACAGGACCUCUUACAAUAUGGCUGUCAGCUCACACUGGACCCCAACACAGCGCACAGAGACCUCCGUCUGUCUGAGGGGAACAGAGAGGUGACCCGUGUGGGAGAGAUCCAGUCAUAUCCUGAUCAUCCAGAGAGAUUUGAGCACUACCUCCAAGUGUUGUGCAGAGAGGGUGUGUCUGGAUGCUGUUACUGGGAGACUGAGAGGAGUGGGGAUGGGGUUUCUAUAGCAGUGUCACAUAAAGAGAUCAGCAGGAAAGGGCGGGGUUAUGACUGUGGAAUGGGAUGUAAUAACAAGUCCUGGAGUUUGUUCUGCUCUCCCUCCCGUUACUCUUUCAGUCACAAUAAUGAGAGCGCUGAAAUCCCUGUUCCCUCCUCCUCCAGAAUAGGAGUGUACCUGGAUCAUAGGGCAGGAACUCUGUCCUUCUACAGCGUCUCUGACACAAUGACCCUCCUGCACAGAGUCCAGACCACAUUCACUCAGCCCCUCUAUCCUGGGUUUGGGGUUCAUUGGUAUAGAUCCUCUGUAAAACUGUGUGAUCUGGGAUGAGGCAGAGAAAAUGAGACAGAAAGGGAAUUACAUGUCACUAAAUAUGUUAAUUCAGUUGAUUUAGAUAAAAAUAGAGUCCAGACCACAUUCACUCAGCCCAUCUAUCCUGGGUUUUGCCUGCAUUGCCAUUGUGUUUAUGGCUACAUUUAUGGUCGCUAGCCACUGAGAAUUUUUACCUACAAACAGCCCUCCACCUAAAUAAAUAUAUAAAUAAGCGAUGUAACUGCUGAGCUAUCUACCCUGAAUAAAGUGUGUCUGUGUGUGUGCAGGUGGGUGGUGGAGGCCAAAAAAAAUAUUAAAAUAUAUCCUUAUAUAUUAUGAGAGUGGAGGGACGGUUUAUUUUGGCUCAGAUCAUGGUCUGAUUUGCUGAAGCCGAUGACGACAUGCAGACCCAUAGCGUGUGGCUUCAGAACAGCGUACGUUUCAGAACAGCGUACGUUUCAGAACGUUUCCAGACAGAUGCUGGUCGCCCAAGAAGGAAGCCCUUUACAAUGGAUUCUCUUGUUCUGGAUGUGCCGAACGGAUUAUUUCAUUUGAACCCGGAUACUGUUUUUUGUUUGCAAGGUUUUUCACACACAGGUUUCUUUGAUCUCACUUUUUAUUCUGAUUCUGCCUGCUAUGAUUUCUACCUGCAUCUUGCUGCCUGGAAGUACAAACCUCUAUUGGCCGGAGUCCAGGUGUGUCAACUUUACACGCAGAAGCUUCAGCUUUUGACCGUUCAUCUUUAAAAUCCUUUUCUAAAAGACAUUAUUUGUUUUUGUCAGUCUACUGCACUGAUGUACGUGAGGAGAUCAGACAUAGAGGCACAGGUAAAGCAGGAGGAGAAUAGUUUUGGCUAUCAUCAGGCCAAAGAAAGGGAUUGUAGAGGAGGUUUUUUUAGGGGGAUUCAUGGGAAAUGUGUUUGAUGCAAAUGGUUGUAUGUACAAAUAAAUCAUUGUGCGACAUG
Messenger RNA from Conger conger (European conger), 2617 nucleotides. Its product is annotated as tripartite motif-containing protein 16-like. Gene Ontology annotation, molecular function: protein binding; zinc ion binding. Lineage: Eukaryota; Metazoa; Chordata; Actinopteri; Anguilliformes; Congridae. The record is from RefSeq and is a predicted model, not a curated record. The transcript is spliced from 6 exons. The coding region runs from base 13 to 1671 and encodes 552 amino acids.